UCCAUUCAUAUGUCACUUUGUAAACAAAACAACAGACAUGGGAACGCCGCAACCUGCGUUCAUUUUCCCCCUAGUCAUAGGCUGCUUUACGGCAGUAACAUACGUAUUCUUUGUGAUAGUCUACACAGUGCAACCAAAAGCUUUUGUCGAUGAAAUUUUCCACAUACCUCAAGCGCAGAAAAUUUGUGACGGUAAUUUUCAUGAGUGGGAUGAUAAAAUAACUACACUCCCUGGUUUAUACCUAUUUUCCAUUGGACUAAAUGGACCUGUUUCUUGGAUUCUGGGGCGAAGACUUUGUGAUGUCUUUUCUCUACGAAUCACAAACUUGGUUGCAUCAGCAUUUAUGUUAUCUACUCUACACAAAUUGUUGGUGUACUUACAUGGAAAAAAGGUCGAUCACUGGAAACUGAUGUUAUCUGCUGUGAAUUUGUCUUUAUUACCUGUGAUGUACUGGUUCACAUUUUUGUACUACACAGAUGUGUUGUCUACUUUGGUUGUGUUUAUUAUGAUACUCCUGCAUCUUCACCGUGCUCCUAACGCUGCAGGAAUAAUGGGUGCAGUGGCUUUUAUCAUUCGACAGACAAAUAUUGUUUGGGUUGGAUUCAUGUUUGUCCUAUUAGCAUCAGAUGUUCUUGGUAUCAAGGUUCUAAAAUCCCCUAUCAUGACUUUCAGUGAUAUAAGGAUGUUGCUGAAAAAACUCAAGAAGACUGCUACAAAGCCCUAUCGUUUAGCAGAAGUUUUGACAGACCUUGUAUAUGAUACCUUAAGCUAUAGCAUUGUUUUGAUGUCAUUUAUUGCUUUUGUUUUGUACAAUGGUGGUAUUGUAGUUGGAGAUCGUAAAGCUCAUGAAGCAACUGUCCACCUUCCACAGUUAGGGUAUUUCUGUCUUUUCUUUUUGAUUUUUUCACUACCAUAUGCACCUAAUCAUGUACGGCCUUUCAUUAAAUUGUGUAAAGAUAAUCUUGCAUGUAGUGUGGCAGUAUUAGUGAUAGGUGUAAUGGUGAUCCACUCCAAUACACUUGUCCACCCGUAUCUUUUAGCUGAUAACAGGCACUAUACUUUCUAUUUAUGGAAUAGAUUUUAUGGCAAGUUUUCUAUUAUUAGAUACCUAAUGGUCCCUGUUUAUAUGUUUGGCGCAUAUAUGGUUCACACAAGUAUUCAGCGUUGUAAUUUCUUGUUCAAGGUUUUAUUUGUAGGGUGCCUUGUAGCUACAGUUGUUCCCCAAAAGCUUUUAGAGUUCAGAUACUUUAUCAUACCUUUCUUAAUGGCACGCAUACAAAAUGUCUCCAAAAACUGGUGGCAGCUUGGUAUAGAGACACUCUACUUUCUUUUCAUAAAUGCUGUGACACUUUACAUUUUUGUCAGUAAAACAUUUUAUUGGGAAGACAGUUCAGAACCUCAAAGAAUCAUAUGGUAGUCAUUGAAGUUAAAUUCUUUUUAGUGAAGUUGGUGACUUUUGGUAGGGGUUUAUUUGUAAAGUCCUUGUGCUUUUAGCUGCAAGGUCAGAACAUGAAUUUUACCUUUUCUGGUGUGGCAGUUGUAGGUGAGGAAAACAUUCAAAAGAAUAAUGCACAGUAAAGGCUCUGAAUGAUGUUUUUGUGUAAAUGUAUGUACGUGAGUUAUAACCUGCCAGUUGUGCAGAUCACUCUUUGUCACAUCACUGAAGCUUUUGCCCACAUCUCCUUGCCACCAAUGCUGGGAAUUUAACCCAUGUCAUCUUAUCAUGAAGUUCAAAAGCUGACCUCAGCAGUCAUCCUGGAUUUAAAUGUUUGAUAAUAUUUUUUUGCUCAGAAUUUUCCAUAAAGGAGGAAAAUGUUUUUAUGAGAAUGAAAUUCUGUCUCGAAAUCUAUUAUUUAUAGCUUCUUCAAUUGCUUUAUGUUGAUAUGUACUUUAUUGUAGAUAAAUUUACAAAUAUUAUAGAACCUGAAUGUUUUUAUUGUGAAUUAAAGUUCUGUGUUUUUAAAGUAGAGUGCAUAGGUUUCCUGCCUUUUGUGAAAGAAUGAAUGAUUCGUAAUUUACAAUUAAGAUAUCCUUUAAAGCAGUUCUUGAACAUAUUUUGUCCUUACUUUACAAGAAAAAGCAUAAGAAAUUUGACACAGGGUGUCAUCUGUCUUGGCUUAAGUGUGUUGCUCUUAGUAACAUUAGUUAUUUUAUAAAGAACUUAAUCUUGUAAGUGUCCUGUACUGAUAUGUCCUAAUCAACAGAUUUUAUAAAUGCACGUGUGUUCAUGUGGGGAAAACCCUGUUCAUGCACUUUACUAAUGCCACGAUUGCCUGUCUUGUGAAGAGACAGCUCUGAAUUCAACUUCUAACUGGCAACACAGUUUCUAGAUGACAUUUGCAAGUAUCUGGCUUUUAUAUUUGUACUGUCAUAGUCACUUUCAUCAGAUUUAGUGUUUGUGAGUGUGUCUGAUGUUAUGGUAAUGAUUUUGCAAAUGUAUACAUUUUGCUACGGGCAUUCAAGUAGUUGCUCGGAGAGAGAGUUUUUUAUUCUACUAUUUAUGUGUGGGCAUGUCUUUCAUUGGUUUAGAGCACUGUAAUUUUUUUGUGUGUAUCAGCAACUGGAUCCCAUAGUCUGUUGGGACAGCAAUAGAAUCCCAUUCAAAGCAAAUUAUAUUUCUAUUUAUAUUUGCUUUUGUAUCUUCUCAGUCCAACAGUCGUGAAUCCAAAAAGUUUGAAGUACUUGACAAGAUGUCCAAGGUUAUGGGAAAGUCAGCUGUGGGGUAUAUCAAGUAUCCAUUAGUCAUGUGACAAAAGGGGCUUAUGUAAACAGUUGAAAGUUGGAUGAUAAAUGUUUUUGUUCUUUGUUAUGUUUUAGCAGAAGUAACUCGCAUGAGAGAAUGGCAAGUAGUGAGGUUGCCAUUUCUACUAAACUUUAUUUAUCACCAAGACAUAAGUAAUAGGAAGACUAAUAAGAUAAUAAUGUUUGUUGUUCAUCUGCUGAUGAAUCUCUUAUUUAGCUCAUAUUUAUUUACCUCAAACAUGUGAAAAAAAUGGAAGGUAGAACCAACAUAGUUUUUAAUCCACAAACAGUUCUUACUGCACCAAAGGUGUUAGUUCAGUGCAGGGCAGUAUAAAACUUGUUGGAUGCAGUGCUGUAUAGUUUGGUGCAGUAAAAAAAUGGGUGGAUGGAGUAAAAAAACACUUGGUUGUUGUGUGGGUCCAGUACUAUAAAACUUGAUUGGUGGGUGGGUGCAAUAUAAAACUUGGUUGGUAUGUGGGUGUAGUAUAAAAUUAGAUUGGUGCAUGGGUGCGAUAUAAAACUUGGUUGGUAUGUGGUUGUAGUAUAAAACUUGAUUGGUGUGUGGAUGCAAGAUAAAACUGGUGCAAUAUAAACCUUGAUUGGUGCAUGGGUGCAAUAUAAAACUUGGUUGGUAUGUGGAUGCAGUAUACAACUUGAUUGGUGCAUGGGUGCAAUAUAGUUUGGUGCAGUAAAAAAACUUGGUGUCAUUUAUAUUUACGUACUUAAAAUACAUUAUGAUGUGACAAAAAUUAAUACCUCCAAAUAUUAAAUAGUAUUUGUAAUUAUGGAAUGAUGUCGAAUGAAAAACUGAACUGGUUGCAGAAAAAUAGAAAUACUGUCAACGAUAAAUUAACAAAAAGUGUAGGUACUGUAGAAUACCUAAAGACGUAUAUAGAAUAUUACAAAUUAAUAUGGGGGACCAACACUGGUAAAGAGUGGGGAAUAGGUAUAUUUCGUGUGGAUUGUUUGAAGAUGAUGACAUUGUGGCAAUUUGAAAAUAAACUUUUAGGGCAUGUCAAGUACCUUGUAUAUAUAGCAUAUGACGCAGCUAAGUUUGCUUCCGUGGGUAAAGGCGAGCAAUACUCCAGCUGAAUGGUAAACUGCAAAUUUUAAGGAUAAAGUGCAGACAAUUUUCACCUAGUUGACGAAUGGAAUGCAUCCAAAGUUUGCCACAGGUGCCAACAGCCUCUGGAUAUUGUGGGAUGUGCAAGUAGACACAAGACUACAGAUGACAACACCACCAUUAGGUAGCUGCACCCUUAACACUGCAUUUAAAAAGAAAUGUUUCAUUUUAGAAAUCAUGUGAUUCAUUAAUACGCCUCUGUCAUCUUUAAUUUAGCUUGUGUUACUGCCUAGAAUGGAUGAACUGUCUGUUGACUUUAUAAAGGAGUUUUAAAGACGAUAUAUAUGUGAAGUAUGAACAUUAACCCUGGAUACCAAAUAUUAAUUUGAUAAUGAUUGCAGUAAAUAUCAAAUCAGGAUGACUUAGGAGUCAUUGCCCUCCCUCAGGUUGAUUAUUUGUAUGAAUAUAAAAAUAAACAAUCAUUUGCUUCAUAAAUGCAAAUGUGUUGCCUCAGUGAGUGUCACUACUUUUAGCUGCACCUAUUGAUUACCAUAAGGUUCUGUACUGUAGGAGUAAUGUGUGAGCAGCAACAAGUAAGGAGGAGUCUCUCUUCAUUGAAGAUCUUGUCUGCCUUCUUCUUUUUUUUUUUUUUGCUAGUUUAAAAUGGGGAUUCUGGGCUUGGUCUUUUUACUUGAUCAGCAGUUAUGUCAUUAGUUGGGUAAGAAGUUUUUACAAGUGAAUAUUUUUAUUAUAAGUAAAAGCAGUAUACGUACUAUAAAGUAAAUUAUUACUUUCAAAUAUUUUGAAGUGUUGAUUAGUUCUUCAUGAAUUUAAACUGUUGUGUAAAACCAAACAAAAACUUCUUUCAGUUUUCUUCUGAAGAUUGAAAAAGAAACCCACAAAAUCACUUUGUAACUUGUUUACUUCUAAGUGUGUAGUAAAAUUAAAUGUAAAUACUUAGAAGUAAACAAGUUACAAAGUGAUUUUGUGGGUUUCUUUUUCAACUGUUGUGUAUGUCACCCUUAAGAUUAUUGUUCUGCUUUGUCAUGUUUAUAAAUGAGUGGAUUAAUAAGUUUGCACCAAAUUAAUGUUCUAAGUGUUAGUGAGUUUCUUUUAAUUAGAACAAUUGAACUGUCAUAUUUUUUUUUGUCUUGUUAGUUAGCUUAAAAGCUUGAGGUAUGUAUUUGUGAUCUUUUCUUGAAUUCUGGCAGUGGUUGCCAUACAUGGAUGUGUUUCGAGUGCCAAAGAAAAUAGAAAAGUGUUUUGUUAUUACAAAUACUAGAGGUAUAUGAUCAUUGAAAUUUAAUCUUAAAUAGCCUAGCUAAGACUUGUGUUGUAACAGUUGCAUUUAUAAUAGUGAUUUAGAGAUAAUUCUGGUGAUAAAGUGAUAACAGUGAUGACAAUAAGGUAAGAUGAGCAGUCUGUCUUUUGAUAAAGGCUAAAUAGUAAAUUGCAUAAGUGCUUUCCCUUACAGUAUUUAGAAGAUUGUAAAUAUAUUUAAUAACUCACACAAAACAUCCAAUUUAUUGAAAUUGAUUUUAUCAUCCAGUUUUUCACUGCAAGUUGGAAUGUGUAGCAAGAAUUUAUUCCCAUGUUAGUUCUGUGCACUUUUCAUUUAUACAUUUAUUAAAAUAACGUAUUUUUUAUCA
This is a messenger RNA of Macrobrachium nipponense, 5454 nucleotides long. It is a transcript of the gene Alg10, whose product is annotated as putative Dol-P-Glc:Glc(2)Man(9)GlcNAc(2)-PP-Dol alpha-1,2-glucosyltransferase. The coding region runs from base 38 to 1417 and encodes 459 amino acids. Gene Ontology annotation, cellular component: endoplasmic reticulum. Gene Ontology annotation, molecular function: dolichyl pyrophosphate Glc2Man9GlcNAc2 alpha-1,2-glucosyltransferase activity. The transcript has 5 exons. Gene Ontology annotation, biological process: dolichol-linked oligosaccharide biosynthetic process; protein N-linked glycosylation. The record is from RefSeq and is a predicted model, not a curated record. Lineage: Eukaryota; Metazoa; Arthropoda; Malacostraca; Decapoda; Palaemonidae.